AAACCGGCAGCAGUUCUUGAAAUUCAAAAAAUUGGAGUUUUGGAGAAGAAGAAGAAGGAAAAAAUGGAUUUUGAUGAUUGGGAAUUGAGUGCAGAGGAAUUGGAUAAACUUGAAAGAGAUGCCCUAAGGCAAAUUGCUGAGCGAAAUGCAUCUUCUUCUUCUGCUACGACGAGUUCCUGUUUGCAAUCAACUGUUUUGUCUCGCCUUCAAGGAGAUGGUAAUGGUUCUGGGGUUUCAUAUAAAAGGGAAGAUGUGUUAUCUGCUGCACCUAUAAUAAGACCUUCAUCAGGAUAUGAUAAGGUCUCUGGGAAAAGCUCUGUUGGAUAUUCUGGGCCUCAUAAUGACAAUCACAUGAAACAGCUAACAGAAAAGCGCUUGGUUAAAUUUUUCCUUCAUGCGAGUGGAAAUAUUGCAGCAAAGUUUUCAUAUGAUCAGAUACUUGUUGAAGCUUGCCGUAAAAUCCCUAAAGCUAGUUGGAGUGCAAAAGAGAGGUUGUGGAUGUUUCCUUUGUCAUCGUUGUCUGUAGCAGAAAAAGUUCUCCAUGAAAUUUCUGGCUCCAAUCUAGAGUUGGAGAAUUUAGAUCCUCUGGUGCAACGUGCCAUUGCUGCUGCUUCUGUGAUGCCUGACCUUCGAGAUCAUUAUGAAUUUAUUCCAAAUAGUAUUGAAACAAAGCUUUUGCCUUUUCAACGUGAAGGGGUUAGAUUUGCAUUACAACAUGGAGGGCGUAUCCUGUUGGCUGAUGAGAUGGGACUUGGAAAGACUCUUCAGGCUAUCGCUGUGGUUUCAUGUGUCCGUGAAUCAUGGCCAGUUCUUGUUCUUGCUCCAUCUGCCUUACGGCUUCACUGGGCUUCGAUGAUUCAACAGUGGAUGAACAUUCCGUCAUCGGAAAUACUUGUAUUGUUCAAUACCUUUUUUACUAUUUUUGUGAAGAUGGACCCACCAGAUGCAAGCUGGUAUAAUUUUCCACCUAUCCUUAUGGGUAAGUUCAUUGUGUUGGAUGUCACGGUUGCAUUUUCAUGCUACUUAAUGAUUGUUAUCCGUGAUGAUUUGUUUAUUCAGGUUGUUAUAGCAGAUGAAUCACACUUCUUGAAAAAUGCCCAAGCAAAAAGAACCAGUGCUUCCCUUCCCUUAUUACAGAAAGCUCAGUAUGUGAUAUUGCUCAGUGGAACUCCUGCUUUAUCAAGGCCAAUUGAACUAUUCAAACAGCUCGAGGCCUUGCAUCCUACUGUAUAUAAGAACGUGCACGAAUAUGGCAACCGCUAUUGCAAGGGUGGCAUCUUUGGAGUUUAUCAAGGUGCAAGUAAUCACGAAGAGCUGCACAGUUUAAUCAAAGCAACAGUGAUGAUUCGACGACUAAAAAAGGAUGUCCUUUCUGAACUCCCUCAGAAACGGAGGCAACAUGUUUUCCUAAACUUGGGGGAGAAGGAGAUGAGACAAGUUAAUGCUCUAUUUAGUGAGUUGGAGGUCAUUAAGGGGAAAGGUAAAUCAGCUCAGUCCGAGGAGGAGGCUAAUUCUCUCAAGUUUGCAGAGAAGAGCCUCAUCAGUAAGAUUUACACUGCCUCCGCUGAGGCCAAAAUUCCAGCAGUUUUGGAUUACCUAGGAACCAUGGUUGAGGCAAACUGCAAGUUCCUGAUAUUUGCACAUCAUCAAUCAAUGAUUGAUUCAAUACAUGAGUAUUUACUAAAGAAGAAGGUUGGUUGUAUUAGGAUUGAUGGCAGCACUCCAUCAGCAUUACGACAAGAUUUGGUGACAGAUUUUCAGGAAAAAGAAACAAUUAAGGCUGCAGUGCUUUCCAUCAGAGCUGGGGGAGUUGGGCUAACAUUAACAGCAGCAAGCACAGUGAUAUUUGCAGAAUUAUCAUGGACACCAGGUGACCUUAUUCAAGCCGAGGAUCGAGCUCACAGAAUUGGCCAGGUGUCCUCUGUCAAUGUGUGUUAUCUGCUGGCGAAUGACACUGUUGAUGACAUAAUUUGGGAUGUCGUUCAGAGCAAGCUAGACAACCUCGGACAGAUGCUUGAUGGCCAGGAGAAAUCAUUGGAAGUUUCGACUAAUCAGUCCCACAGCAGCCCUUCAAAACAGAAGACCCUCGACUCCUUCAUAAAGCGCUGUAAUAACUCACCUCAGGACCCCAGCAAAAAACACUGUCGUGAUUAGGCCACUCAAGAACAAAUAUUAAACCCCCAUCUCUAUACACAUUAGAGGAGAUUGGAGAUGUGUAUAUUCGACUAGUAUAUCAUACUGUUUAGCAAGUAGUAUGGUGUAUUCCCUCAUAUUUGUCUGAUAGAUGUAGAGCUGUUAGAGAUGCAGCUUAUGGUGAAAACAUUUUUUGUUUCAACUAUUUUAUCGCAAAACUCUGACUCGAA
Molecule: messenger RNA, 2363 nt
Organism: Solanum stenotomum
Lineage: Eukaryota; Viridiplantae; Streptophyta; Magnoliopsida; Solanales; Solanaceae
Exons: 24
Coding region: 64-2154 (696 amino acids)
Biological process (GO): replication fork processing; DNA repair
Cellular component (GO): nuclear replication fork
Molecular function (GO): ATP-dependent chromatin remodeler activity; ATP binding
Source: RefSeq, a predicted model, not a curated record